Molecule: messenger RNA, 2800 nt
Organism: Sardina pilchardus (European sardine)
Lineage: Eukaryota; Metazoa; Chordata; Actinopteri; Clupeiformes; Clupeidae
Product: zinc finger protein 473 homolog
Exons: 2
Coding region: 411-1610 (399 amino acids)
Biological process (GO): regulation of transcription by RNA polymerase II
Molecular function (GO): DNA-binding transcription factor activity, RNA polymerase II-specific; RNA polymerase II cis-regulatory region sequence-specific DNA binding
Source: RefSeq, a predicted model, not a curated record
UUUACAAGGGAAGCGACUACAGCUAGUGUCAAGAAUGUUUUUCGGCGGAUUUUCACUUGUUUUCCCAUGUUUUAAAUGACUAUUUGGGGAAACCAGUUGACCCAGAUUUUAAAGGUUAUCUCCUCAAUCAUUUUAAUGUUGCCGCGAUUGGUCGGCGUCUAGACCGGGUUGACAUCAGAUGGCUGUAAGAUUUAGCUUCACUCUCGCUGAUCAUAAUCGAAGCCUGGGGAUCUGAUUGAUGCCCAUCGUAACCCUCACAAUCAGUAAUCAGCAUCUAUGUGGAAUUAGUGACAAAAGCGUAAUCUCGUGUUAUCCUCCUGAAAAUCGGGGACAAUUACCCCACGCCUUCUCCAGACGCCGAGUAGAAAAGCUGAACGGACAGUUGUGUAUCAUUUCCCACGACUCUUUCUAUGAAAAUGUCCAAGAUUGAGAGAUUGAAUGCACGGGUCUCUAAACUGCUGACCGCAGCAGUCCAAGAGGUUCUGGAGGUGGUAAAGGAUACGGUGUCGGAGUAUCAGGAGAAAACCGCUCGAACUCAGAGGGAAAACGAGAGACUUCAGAAGAAACUCCAGGAACUACAACAAAAGUUUGAUCGAGAAUUGACAAGAGUGUCCAGAGCAAGCCCUCCGUUGCAGGCUAGCCAAUCAGAGCAGGCUAAAUGCUCCUGUAAACAACUCCAACAGUCCUCCAAGGCGUCAGGCAAGCCAGAGCUGAAGGUGGAGUUCAGAGCGACCUCUGCAGAUGAGGUGAAGAACCAUCUGGACUCAAAGGUAGAAUCCAUCAUCAACGUUGAACAAGUGUUUACAAACGGUAGCGAAGUGGCUCUCUCAUGUCACGUCUCUGUGGUGGAUACAGAAAGUGACAGCUCUGCUCACUCACAGUCUGUGAACUCAAAAGACACCUCGGCACACACAGAAAGUGUAAUCUUCCCAAAUGGACUUUCAUCAUUGGCUAACUCCACCUCACCCGCUCAGCAAGUGCUUCCAGCUGACGUAAAUAUCAUCAAAGCGGAGCCCGACAUUCUGGAAUAUUCCCUCUCCCAGCAACCCGUGCCCCCACACCAGCUGUACGACAACGAGGAAAUCAACUCAGAUUCCGACCCCAACGUAGCACAGAACGACGUCCAGUUAGAUCUCCCACAGCACAACUCUGAUAUUUCAGACGUGGCACACUACAUCCAUUCCGACACACUCAACGCCUUUGUGGAGUCGUUCCCUUUCGAGCGGACCCAAGGGCUGGGGGCUGAGGCUUGGGCCCAGCAGCAGCAGCAGCAGCAGCAGCAGCACCACCACCAUCACCACCACCACCAACAGCAGCAACAGCGCUUCUCUGGCCGAGAGGAGAGCCACCGCUGCCUGCUCUGCGGCAAGACCUUCAGCCGGCUGGGCAACCUGCGCAUCCACCAGCGCUGCCACACGGGCGAGAAGCCGUACACGUGCGGGCACUGCGGCCGACGCUUCAGCCACGCCGGGAACCUGCAGAAGCACAAGCGCGUGCACACCGGCGAGCGGCCGUACGGCUGCCAGCAGUGUGGCAAGAUGUUCAGCCAGUCCACCCACCUCAAGAAGCACCAGAGGAUCCACAGCUUCCGCCACCUCAGCGUGGCCUGAGUUAGGAGGGGGGCGGGGUGUUACAUGAUUGGGUGGGAGCCAGGAACUAUGGGGCACAGUGUUACACAAUUGGGUGGGAGCCAGGAACUAUAAACAGGAAGUGUGGUGAUUUGAUGUAGCGUCUCUCGAACGUCACCAGAUGUGGCUCAGUGCUGUUGUAGUGGGUUUGAUGUUUAACUGUGGUAAUUGAUAGAAGUGGGAGAGCAAAAUGAUACUGUCUAGUGUCGCAAUAUUUUUCAGCACAAUGUUAUUAUGAUUCAUUGUCUCGAUAUUUAUGUAUUUAUCAUUAGGAUUUUCAUUUCUUUUAAAUGUGACUCCUCUGAUAACAUGGACGUUCUUCUCUUGCGUCACAGUGGAAAUUGAAAAGGGAGUUAAAAUCUAGAACAUAUUUACUUGCACAGAGAUGGCUUUGGAGACUCCCAGUGUACAAAAUGUAAUAUAUGAGCGAAAUGAAUUGCAAUGUAUCAUUUAAUAUAAUAUAAUUGCAAUACUUGCUGUAUUGCAAAAUGUUGAGAAAUGCAAUAAUAUCCCAAAUAUUGUGAUGUUUCAGCCAACCCGAGGAACAUACUGUACUGUAAGCUAAAUUGUCAUCUGAAAAAGUGUUCUUACUACAGUAGGUCAUAACAUACAGUAUGAGAAAGGAAAAGGCAGUGAUAUCAGAACAGAAUCAGAUCAGAAGAAAUAAGGUAAUCUGACUCUUUAUUUGUGGCUAAAAUAUCCCCUCGCAAUCUUCAUAGUUUGAAUAUCAUGUCUGACUUUGAAAUCUGUCUGUCUUAAAUGAACUCAGUACAGUCCUUUCCACAGAUGUACAGAGAGCGAUGGCCCCGAAGUUUGAAAACACAAGGUCUUUGUAUUCUCUUUUGUGUUCAAAGUUAUCUUGAUAUGUAAUAUAAGUCUCUCUGACAAAUAUCAACUUGUCGGCUCUACAGAUGUAACAUGAAACUACAUCAUAUAUGAAACUUUUAUCAUCACAGUUAUAGUGACUAAAAAUGAUCAUGGUUAUCGGUUUUACCACGGUAUUGUCAAAAUGUGCUGAAAAGGUUUCUAAGCCUACCAACGAUGGACGAAACUGAUAAUCGGAAUAACAGAAUAGCAUUCAUACGUGCCAAGCUUCACAGUUAGGUGCCCAGGUGAGGUGAACAGGUGCUCUUCAAGACAAGUAUCUAAAGUAUGCAAUAUAGCCUAGGGUU